Molecule: messenger RNA, 661 nt
Organism: Cuscuta europaea
Lineage: Eukaryota; Viridiplantae; Streptophyta; Magnoliopsida; Solanales; Convolvulaceae
Source: the annotation of a GenBank genome assembly
GCGUAUGUUGCGUUGGAUGUGUGGACAUACCAGAAAAGACCGCCUGAGGAAUGAGGUAAUCAGACAAAAGGUGGGAGUAGCACCUAUAGAAGAUAAGAUGCAGGAGUCUCGUUUGCGGUGGUUUGGGCAUGUGCAUAGAAGACCGAGUGAUGCACCUGUUAGACGACUUGAGGGGUGGGGAGAAGAGUCAGAGAAGAGAGGGAGGGGAAGACCCAAACAGACUUGGAUUAGAGUAAUCAGAACUGAUAUGCGUCUUCUUGGGUUGGAUGAGAGUAUGGCUUUGGAGAGAGCAAAGUGGAGGGCGCACAUCUAUGUGGACGAUUGAUGUCUUGUCUACAUUUCCUCUCUUGUUUCUUUUAUCGUUUAUCUUCCUUAUCUUUUUAUAUUCUUAUGUUAUGUUAUUCUUAUGUUAUGUUAUAUGUUAUUUUUAUCUUCUAGCUUUUUUAUGUUCUUUUAUUUAUUUUUCUUUUAUCUUGGUUAUAUUCUUGUGUUAUUAUUAUCUUAUAUUUAUGUAUCUUUAUUUUAUUCAUUUUAUCUUACUUUUUUUUUUCCUUUUCUUGUCCGCCUUCUCUUUUUGGCAUCGAUAUCAUAGAUCGAUUCAUGUUAGCCGACCCCAAAUUCUUUUGGGAUUAAGGCUUGGAUGUUGUUGUUGUUGUUGUUG